GUGGGUUGGGGGGGCAAUUGCCUACCAUGAAAAUAUUAAAAUUAGUUUAGUUUUAUAACAAAUUGAAGUUAUGCCCAUGUUGUUAUAUUAUUUCUUUGCCCCCUAUACUCUAAAUAAUUACCAUAACUAAAAAUAUUCUAAUUCAUAUAAAUAUAAAACAAAAGUUUUUAUAUCUACAAUCUCAUAUUUUAGUGAAUUGGGCUUUAUUUAGUUUAGCAGAUCUAAUCCAUUUUAAAUAAAAACAGUUUUUAUUAAAUAAAUAGAAAAUAUGGAUAUUUGUUUUAGGAAAAUCAACUAGGUCUACGUCUUCUCAACUUCUUCUGUCGUCUUCUUCCCCUGCAAUUUUUUUCCACCGGCUAGAAUCACUCGCGAAAUUUUCUGUCCAUGUAAGUUUUUUUUUUCUAUUUAUUUAAUUAGUUUAUAUGAUUAUAUCUAUUUUAAAUGUUUGUUUGAUUCUCUUUUUAUUGCUUUCUAUCCCAAAAUUGUCUAAUGAUAUGCUUUAAGGUUGUGACUUGUGAUGUUAAUGUAGAAUAAUUUUAGACUCAUCCAAUAUUAUUAUAUAUGAUUUUGAUUUUAACGUGAAAAACUGAUUAGCUAAAUAUGAUGAAUUGUGUUUAGUUUAGUAACAUGUUAAAAGUCUUAAUGUAAUUGACUUUAUAAUAAUAUACUAUUUCUACUGAUUUGCAGAUAAAUGGAGCGAUAUUAUAACAAAACGAGUGCUUCAGAUUCUAAAAGAAAUUUGGAUAAAUUGGAUAACUCUGAUGAUUUGGAUUCUUUGCCAUGGGAUCCAGCUGAAAGAAAAAAGAUAUCGCAGUAUCUUCCGAAUCAAAAAGACGAAGUAAGGCGGAAAUAUUUAACUAGAGGUCCUUGUCAGCCCUAUGGUCAUGUUUUUCAAAAGAAGAAGUUUGGAACAACAAUGAGGCGGUUUAAUCCAGCUUGGUUUGAGAAGUAUGGUAAUUGGCUAGAGUACAGCGUCUCCAAAGAUAAAGCAUUCUGUUUGUGUUGCUAUUUGUUCAGAGAUGACAUACCAAAACAAGGUGGAAAUUAUGCUUUUGUGACUGAAGGUUUUUCUUGUUGGAAAAAACCCGAGGCUUUAUCUGAGCAUGUAGGUGGAAUUAAUAGCUUUCAUAAUAUUGCUGUUAAGAGAUGUGAUGAUUUGAUGAAUCAAGGUCAGUCAAUUGUGCAUGCUUUUUAUAAGCAAGACGAUGUGGUGAAAAAUGAAUAUCGCAUCCGGUUAAAUGCUUCAGUUGAUGCUUCUAGGUACUUGUUACGACAAGGAUUACCUUUCCGCGGUCAUGAUGAAGGAAAAGAUUCUGCUAAUAAAGGAAACUUUGUAGAGCUUUUGAAGUAUACAGGAGAACAAAAUGACGCUGUAAGUAAGGUUAUUUUGGAGAACGCUCCAAAAAAUAAUCAGAUGGUUUCUCAAGUGAUUCAGAAAGAUAUUGUACAUUGUUUUGCUCAAGAAGUACUGAAAUCUAUCAUGGAAGAAAUCGAUCAUGGAGUGUUCGGUUUGAUGGUCGAUGAGUCUGCAGAUGUUUCUAACAAAGAGCAAAUGGCUGUUGUCUUUCGGUUUGUUGAUAAAAGUGGAUUAGUUAAAGAGAGAUUUGUGGGAGUUACUCAUGUAAAAGAAACGUCUUCUUUAUCUCUGAAAUCUGCAGUUGAUGACUUGUUUGCAAAACAUGGAUUGAGCCUAAAACAGUUGAGAGGACAAGGUUAUGAUGGAGCAAGCAAUAUGAAGGGACAGUUUAAUGGGCUGAGAGCAUUGGUUGCUAGAGAAAAUAGUUCAGCCUAUUAUGUACAUUGUUUUGCUCAUCAACUUCAGCUAGUUGUGGUGGCAGUUGCGAAAAAGAGCUUUGAAGUUAGUAAUUUUUUUGACAUGGUUUCGACUUUGCUGAAUGUGGUUGUGGCUUCUUGCAAGAGGAAAGAUACACUUCUUGAUAUGAAUCGGAAGAGGGUGGAGGAAGGGAUUGACAGUGGUGACAUUAACACUGGAACGGGACAAAAUCAAGAGAUUUCUCUUCCAAGGCCUGGAAAUACUCGUUGGGGUUCUCAUUAUAAGACUUUGCUGCGUCUGGUUGAGUUGUUUCCUUCAGUCAUUGAAAUCCUUGAAAGUGUUCAAGAUGAAGGCGCUGAUGACUCAAAAAGAUGUCAAGCAUAUGGUCUUCUCAAGUAUUUUCACACAUUCGAUUGUGUGUUCUAUUUGCAGUUGAUGCUGUUUAUUUUGGGAGUAACUGAGAAUCUGUCAAUGGCUUUGCAAAUGAAGAAUCAAGAUAUUUCAAAUGCCAUGUCACUUGUAGAUUCAACUAAACGUGAGUUGCAAAAAUUUCGAGAAGAUGGAUGGGAUUUGCUAAUCGGUAAAGUUUCAUCAUUCUGCGAAAAGAAUAAAGCUACUAUGCUUGUGAUGGAUGAAGAAUUUGUGGAUUUACGGAGGCCAAGGAAAAAAACUGGUGUAACCAAUCUGCAUCAUUACAAGGUUAAUUGUUUCUACGCUGUUAUGGAUUUGCAACUUCAAGAGCUUAAUGAUCGAUUUACUGAGGUAAACACUGAUUUGCUUAUUUGCAUGGCUUCUUUAAGUCCUGCCAAUUCCUUCCGUGAGUUUGAUAAGUCUAAGCUUUUGAGAUUGGUUAAGUUCUAUCCUGAUGAUUUUAGUUUUGGAGAGUGUCUAUCUAUGGAACACCAUCUUGGAAUCUACAUUGAUAAUAUAAAAAACGAUGAACGGUUUAAGAAUUUGAAGAAUCUUGGAGAUCUUUCUCGUCUGCUGGUGGAAACAAAAAAGCACCUUGUACAUCCUUUAGUUUAUAGGCUCUUGAAGUUGGUUUUAACAUUGCCUGUUGCUACUGCAAGUGUUGAAAGGUGCUUUUCUGCAAUGAAAUUAGUGAAGACAGCUACACGUAACCGAAUUGGAGAUGAGUUUCUAAGUGAUUGUUUAGUAUGUUAUAUUGAAAAGGAGUUGUUUGAAUCUGUUACAAACGAAACAGUGGUGAAGCGAUUUCAAUCCAUGAGAGAGCGUAGGAUCCAUUUGUAAUGAUUUGUACGGUUUUAUGACAAUGGUUUUUAUAUUUUAUCUAGUAGUUUUUAUUUAUGCCC
Molecule: messenger RNA, 3087 nt
Organism: Brassica napus (rape)
Lineage: Eukaryota; Viridiplantae; Streptophyta; Magnoliopsida; Brassicales; Brassicaceae
Product: zinc finger MYM-type protein 1-like
Exons: 1
Coding region: 692-3025 (777 amino acids)
Molecular function (GO): protein dimerization activity
Source: RefSeq, a predicted model, not a curated record